UGUUUGGUUUCUGUACAGGUUCUAGUAAAUACGGCUUGCUGUGUUUUGAUGUUGGUGGCUAAGUUAAUCCAGUGCAUUGUAUUUGGGCCUCUUCGAGUGAGCGAGAGACAGCACCUCAAAGACAAAUUUUGGAAUUUUAUUUUCUACAAGUUCAUUUUCAUUUUUGGCGUGCUGAAUGUCCAGACGGUGGAGGAGGUGGUGAUGUGGUGCCUUUGGUUUGCUGGACUUGUGUUUCUACACCUGAUGGUUCAACUCUGCAAGGACCGAUUUGAAUAUCUUUCCUUCUCCCCCACCACGCCGAUGAGCAGCCACGGCCGCGUCCUGUCCCUGCUGGUGGUGAUGCUGCUCUCCUGCUGCGGACUGGCGCUGGUCUGCUGCGCCACGGGCUACACCCAGGGAGUGCACACGCUGGCGUUCAUGGCCGCGGAGUCUCUCCUUGUGACUGUGAGGACUGCUCAUGUGAUUUUACGCUACGUAAUUCACCUCUGGGAUCUCAACCACGAGGGGACCUGGGAAGGAAAGGGAACCUAUGUCUACUACACAGACUUUGUCAUGGAGCUCACUCUCCUGUCCCUGGACCUCAUGCACCACAUUCACAUGUUGUUAUUUGGCAACAUCUGGCUGUCCAUGGCCAGCCUGGUCAUCUUCAUGCAGCUGCGCUACCUGUUCCACGAGGUGCAGCGUCGGAUCCGCCGGCACAAGAACUACCUGCGUGUGGUUGGGAACAUGGAAGCCAGGUUUGCAAUCGCGACUCCGGAGGAGCUGGCUGUUAAUAACGACGACUGCGCCAUCUGUUGGGAUUCCAUGCAGGCCGCCAGGAGGCUGCCCUGUGGCCAUCUCUUCCACAACUCCUGCCUUCGCUCCUGGCUGGAGCAAGACACCUCCUGCCCGACAUGCAGAAUGUCUCUCAACAUCGCUGACGGCAGUCGCGCGCGGGAAGACCAUCAAGGAGAGAACCUGGAUGAGAAUUUGGUGCCCGUGGCAGCAGCCGAAGGCAGACCGCGCUUAAACCAGCACAAUCACUUCUUCCACUUCGAUGGCUCCCGGAUCGCCAGCUGGCUGCCCAGCUUCUCCGUGGAGGUCAUGCACACCACCAACAUCCUGGGCAUCGCGCAGGCCGGCAAUUCCCAGCUGAACGCGAUGGCUCAUCAGAUCCAGGAAAUGUUUCCCCAGGUUCCAUACCACCUGGUGCUGCAGGAUCUCCAGCUGACGCGCUCCGUUGAAAUAACCACAGACAACAUUUUAGAGGGACGGAUUCAGGUGCCCUUUCCCACACAGCGGUCAGAUGGCGUUAGGCCUGCCCUGAACAGCCCUGUGGAAAGGCCCGGCGGGGGCCAGGAGGAAGAGGAAGCCCCUGUGCAGGCCGCCCGCGUGCCGCUGGACCUCAGCCCUCGGCUGGAGGAGGCGCUGGACUUCGGGGAGGUGGACGCAGAGCCCAGUGAGGGGGAGGACUUCGAGGCGCGUGGGAGCCGCUUCUCCAAGUCUGCGGAGGAGAGACAGCGCAUGCUGGUGCAGCGCAAGGACGACCUCCUGCAGCAGGCGCGGAGGCGGUUCUUGAGCAAAAGUUCUGAAGAGGACUCAGCCCCCGAGAGCUGCCCCCCCGCCGAAGGCGCCCCCUCGGACCCGGUGACCCUGCGCCGAAGGAUGCUGGCGGCGGCGGCCGAGAGGAGACUGCAGAAGCAGCAGGCCUCCUAGCGGCCGCGGGGCGCAGCGCCCGGGAGCCCGGCCGCGACCGCGUGGCCGCUGCGCAGACGUGGUCUUAACGAGUGUUCGGACAGCUGACGAGUUUAGUCCCGUUUUGUAAUACUUUCUGUGUGCCCUUUCUCUCCCCUUUCGAGACACUGCGCAUUUAACUCCAGGCACGCUCUCCCCGGCUGGCUGGGCCCGCGGGCUGGGGAAGAGGCGGGGCCGCCGGGCGCCAGCAGACCCUGCACUUUGGGCUCCGACAGCAGGAGGGUG
This is a messenger RNA of Condylura cristata (star-nosed mole), 1959 nucleotides long. RefSeq names its product autocrine motility factor receptor, E3 ubiquitin protein ligase (gene AMFR). The transcript has 13 exons. Gene Ontology annotation, cellular component: endoplasmic reticulum; ubiquitin ligase complex; cytosol. NCBI's taxonomy places the organism in Eukaryota, Metazoa, Chordata, Mammalia, Eulipotyphla, Talpidae. Gene Ontology annotation, molecular function: ubiquitin binding; ubiquitin protein ligase activity. The record is from RefSeq and is a predicted model, not a curated record. Bases 49 to 1695 code for a protein of 548 amino acids. Gene Ontology annotation, biological process: ubiquitin-dependent protein catabolic process; endoplasmic reticulum unfolded protein response; protein K48-linked ubiquitination.